UUUCAAAACACUGUCCUUUUUUUUACUUUUCUUAAUUGUAUUUUUCACACUUUUUAUAAAUUGUCUUGAAAUGGAUCAAUGGAUUAAAGAAGGUUUAUCAAGAAUCUUGGAUUUUCAAAUUCCUGAAGAUCUCAUCAACUAUAUAAAUUCUAUUGAAAACGAAAAUGACUUAAAUGAAUACAUGAAAACUCUAUUGGAUUUCGACAAUUCUCAACAUAAGUCAUUUUUCCUGGAACUUUGUAAAAAGAAGUUCCCCAAUAGGGGUAAUACAAUAACAAGGCCGCAAAAGAAAAAGAUUUCAAAAAAUAAACAGCAACAAGACAUAAAUGUAGAAGUGCCAGUACCACAAGUCGCACAGCUCCCAGAAGCAGAUUCAAAGACUAAAAAGAAGACUAAGUAUGUCAAUUUGUAUUCCCAAGAGGGAAAAAAUGCACAAGUUGUUUUGCUUAAAGGUAGGCACCAUUGUGAUUGUCAAGCGUCUAAACAUGAGUUGAUCAACAACUGUCUGCAGUGCGGCAGAGUUGUCUGCAAACAGGAGGGCUCAGGCCCUUGUCUAUUCUGCGGAAAUCUUGUUUGUACUCCCGAAGAACAGAAGGAAAUUAAUGCAAAGACAAAAGCAAGCGCUAAGCUUGUGGAGUCUUUGAUGGAGAGGAACAGGCCUAAAGGUUGGGAGGCGGCUGUUUCACACCGGAAUAGAUUACUAGAGUAUGAUCGUACUAGUGAGCGUCGUACUCGUGUGACGGACGAUGACAGCGACUACUUCAGCGCGUCCAGCGUAUGGCUGAGCGCGGCGGAGCGCGACAAGCUCGCUAAGUACCAGCAGACCUUGCAUGACAAGAAGCACGCCUCCAGACUUACUAAGAAGAUGACCUUCGACUUUGCAGGUCGUCAAGUGAUAGAAGACAACAGCAUAGACUACGAGGUGGAUGAGGAGCAGGUGCGGCAGCUGUCGGGCGGGGGUGGAGGUGGUGGGGGCGGGGGCGGAGGGCCGCAGCCGCUGCUGCAGGGGCUGCUCACUGACACCGACAGAGAUGUUGCCCCUGGAGUUAACGCACCGCUUUUACAGCCUUUUCUAGGUUAUUGUUAUUUUUCAGAAAAACAAAUAAAGUUCCCGACAUUCUACCCGACUGGUUGCCUGCUCGGCUGCGUGCAUGUGGAUGAUUGUUUGCCGCAAGAGGAGUAUGACAAAAUAUAUCCUGAGGGCGAGAGUGACAGUCCAUAUGUGUUCAUAUGUUCUAAUCCGAUCAGUCUGCGGUUACGGUUCCCUAUAAAGGGACAACAUAAGAUAUAUUCCUUAGAUAAGAGCAUUCAUCAAGCGGCAGUGAAAUGUAUGCAGAAAAUGUCCAAAUUACAAGCAAUACAAGCUAACGCUGCUUGAAUUUGUAAAAUAAAAAUGUAAAAUUUUAUUGUGUUGUUUAAAUAAAAGA
Molecule: messenger RNA, 1427 nt
Organism: Papilio polytes (common Mormon)
Lineage: Eukaryota; Metazoa; Arthropoda; Insecta; Lepidoptera; Papilionidae
Product: activating signal cointegrator 1
Exons: 10
Coding region: 71-1378 (435 amino acids)
Biological process (GO): positive regulation of DNA-templated transcription
Cellular component (GO): nucleus
Molecular function (GO): transcription coactivator activity; zinc ion binding
Source: RefSeq, a predicted model, not a curated record